Molecule: messenger RNA, 519 nt
Organism: Protopterus annectens (West African lungfish)
Lineage: Eukaryota; Metazoa; Chordata; Ceratodontiformes; Protopteridae
Product: chymotrypsin-like elastase family member 2A
Exons: 5
Coding region: 1-519 (172 amino acids)
Biological process (GO): proteolysis
Molecular function (GO): serine-type endopeptidase activity
Source: RefSeq, a predicted model, not a curated record
AUGUUUAUGAUGGCAUGGGCAAAGGAAGAAAGAAUGGAUGAUGAAAACAAGGAGGGGAGGAAUGAUAUUGCCUUACUGCAACUGAAACCCCCAGCCACAUAUAAUCAGUUUAUCAAGCCAGCAAACUUGCCAGACAAAAAUGUUAUUCUUCCCAAGGAUCAUCCUUGCUAUAUCACUGGCUGGGGAAAGACUCAGUUUAACAGUGAUGUAUCUGAUGUUUUACGAGAGGCCCAAGUCUCAGCUGUGGACCAUGCUACUUGCACUUUGAGUGACUGGUGGGGUUCUAAUGUCUUAGAAACUAUGGUGUGUGCUGGUGGUGAUGGCAAAAGUGCAGCUUGUCAGGGAGAUGCAGGUGGUCCCCUGAACUGUCAGAGAUCUGAAACAUGGGAGGUUCAUGGCAUUGUCAGUUUUGGUUCCUAUCCAUUCUGUAACAAACUCAAGAAGCCGACUGUUUUCACCCGAGUAUCUGCUUAUGUUGAUUGGAUCAACAGUGUAAUGAGUGAAAAUGGUGGACCAUAA